Chara braunii is the source of this 2828-nucleotide messenger RNA. The record is from the annotation of a GenBank genome assembly. NCBI's taxonomy places the organism in Eukaryota, Viridiplantae, Streptophyta, Charophyceae, Charales, Characeae.
GCGCGGACGCGGGGCUAUCUCAUAUCGACUUGCAAUGCGAAUGUGCGCAAGCAGUCGCGAUGAUGGCGUACUAUAAUUAACAAAGCAUGGGGAAGGGAGUGAGAAGCUCACCUGGGCAACUAUAGACAAAGGAGUGGAAGAAGGGAGCCUGGACCAGGUGGAGCAACACCAGAUGUGGCUGCAAAGGCGUAAGAGGAAGGAAAGGGAUGCUACCGCAUCCGGGACCCCAGGGGUAAAGAGAAUCGUCACGGAUGUGUUGGCGGCACUGGGGUAUGACAGCGAUGCGGAAAUACAGAAAAGGGGGGUGGCGGUGGCCCAAGGCCGGGCGUCUGGAGCAGUGGAUGAGGAGGCUGGGCGCGAGGACUACGGCGGAGGGGAGACGGGCUCCCAAGCCCUAACUAAGGCCCAAAGGAAGCAGCGUAACCUGCUACUCGGGAAGGGGCAGGCUCCCGAGGCCAUUGCCGCACCGCCGCCUAUCGCCGYGGCCGCGCCAGCGCUAGCGCCAACAGGGCCAUCGCAUAUGGGGCCGCCACCAGCCUGCGGGCACUGGGUGCCGCAUUGUCAGUCUGCGCCCUGGCCCAGCUGCAACCACUGUGUCUCGUGUGGAAGGGGUCAAGCCCACACGGGGCCUAUGGUCCCCUUUUCGGGCCCAUCGGCAAGUAUGGGCCCCCCGAGCUACCCGGCGACCCAAGGCCAGCCUGUGGCCCAACCGCCGCCCUCCCAGCAAGCCUCGCCAGCUGGUGUGGCCGGGGGAGGGAGUCAAGGACAAGGCGGGCAAGGCAAUGGGGGCCGGGGCCAAGGAGGCCGAGGAGAGGGUGGCCGGGGGCGAGGAGGAAAUGGUGGGGGUCGUGGGGGUGGUUGGAAUAAUCAGGGAGGCCAGAGCCAGGGUGGCCAGGGCAGCCAGGAGGGGGGCCAAGGGUAUGGRAGRCCCCRCUUCGAUUGGCGGAACGCAACUUGUUGGCAUUGUGGCGAGGUGGGCYACACCAUACGGUUCUGCCAACAGCGGYAGGACGAUGAGCUGGCAGGACUGAUCUCCUCCUGUAUGGACGGGGACAUAUAYGAUAGGUGGGAAAARCACAUCGAUCCCAAGACCCCGGGAGGAAUCAGGCAGGAAGCCCUCAGGCGAGCGGCGGCAGGGCCUCGAGCAGCCCCAGCAAUGUUCAGGAUAUGGCAGGAAAGSAMGGACCCGRGUGUGAGAGUCGAGGAGAUUGUGGAUGAAAAUGAGGAAGUGACUYAACGGCUGAAGGCGGGGACUAUAAAGGAGGAACCGAUAGUCGUUGAGUCGGACGACAAGGAGUUGGAAGUGGUGGGAGAGUCUGCCUCGACCAUCCUGGAAAGGAUGGAGGACCUGCUUGCAAAGGUCGGCAGGUACCAGGAACGACAGGCAGUGAUAUGUGAAGAGGCCCGAAAAUGGGAAAUAAACCUCCCUGAAGUGAUGCUCCAUGGAUCCGGCCCGGAGUCGUCAUCAGGACCGCAGGGGGUUCCCAGCGUGGCGACAGCCGGGGUAGGUCCUCGGUCAAGGAUGACCUUCAAGCCCCCUACAUCGCAUGGAAGGGUACCACAGGCCGCGCUGACUAGGGGCCAAAGCAAGGCUACCACUAGUCAAGGGCCCAGCCAGGCACCUGGCCGGGCGCCCCCUCGAAGGGAACAUGAGCCUGAACGAAGGAAAGAAGUGGUGGAGGUUCAGGAGGAAGAAGAGGAGGGUGAUGGCGAAGAGGAUGAGAGGCUUCGCCAGGAGGAGGAUCGGCGAGCUGAGCAGAGGGCCAAGAAGARAGGAGUUCAGGGAGAGGCGGAGCCGAGCCUGUGCGACGGCGCGCCAAAAAGGAAGAAGUACGCGGACCUGCAGCGUUUGAAUGCGGUGACGGUGCGGGACGCGGGAGGAUUGCCGAACACGGACGCCCUGUCAGAUUCAUGCGCAGGAAGGCCUAUAAUUUCACUUAUAGACCUUUAUUCCGGGUAUGACCAAUUUCCUGUAUACCCGCCGGACAGACCGGUGACGGCGAUGCAUACCCUGAGGGGGCUGAUCCACAUGAAUGUGGCCCCUGAGGGGUGGACUAAUGCGGUGGCGAUGGUGCAAAGGCACAUGAUUAGGGCCAUGCAGACGGUUAGUCCACAUAUUACCCAAUUCUACAUUGACGAUCUGGCGGUCAAGGGUCCAGAGGAGAGGGAGGAAGACGAGGUGCUGCCUGGAGUAAGACGGUUCGUCUGGAAGCACAUCCAGGAUAUCGAUAAGGUUCUGGGCCUGCUGGAAGAGCACAACCUGACGGCGAGCGGCCCCAAGUCGAAGCAUUGUAUAAGGGAGGCCACGAUUCUGGGCUUCGUCUGUAAGGGGCGGAGGCCAGAUGUGAAGAAGACGGACAAGAUCCUAGAGUGGCCAGACCGAGGGAUGCGGGCUUCGCCAAGCCAGGAAGCAGCGGUGGGGGCCCCUCGGCAGGUUGGGCCAAUGGGGGAGGUGCCUCUGGAUACGACCGAAGAAGAGGGUGGCGCCCAGGAGUCACUUAUGGCAAUGUCCACGGAGAGAAGAGGCUCACGUUUGCAUGAGCUGGCAGCAGCCAUGRGGAUAGGUACACCGCAGGAGAGGCCUAAGAGGCUUGAUACCCCAGGCUACACCCCAGGGUUGGGAGAGUUGAGGGCGGAGUUGGGCUCGUGGGCCACAGAGACGGACUCAGGAGGACUUGACUCAGGGCGACAACAGCAGCAGGACGUCGUGAGUGAGCCGGCCGCCGUGGCGGGCUUUUAGCCGUCAGGAUCAUGUGGGGAUGUGGAGGCGACGGAGAGGCCUCACGAGGAGAGACCCCAAGAGUUGGGCACGCUAGGCCACGAGUCAG